UGCCAAGACAAGACAGGGGGCUGAAUCAUGAAGUCUCAGCAGAAGUGUAUUGUGAUCUUUGCCCUGGUGUGCUGCUUCGCUGUGCUGGUGGCCCUGAUCUUCUCAGCAGUGGACGUGUGGGGAGAAGAUGAGGACGGCAUCACCGAGGAGAACUGUAGCAGGAACUGCAGGAUGAUUAUUGUGGAGAAUAUUCCAGAAGACGUGUCAUUGGCCCACAACGGGACCACUCCUCUCGCCGCUGGCCUCCAUCACCUGCUGGAUCUGGCCACGCGCCAGGUGGAGAUCGUCUCGCCUCACUGGGCUCUAAACUCCACCGAGUACGAGUCCAGCAUCCCCACUGCAAAACAGGGCCGGUUCUUGUUCCACAGAUUGAUGGGCCUGAAGUCCCAGAAGGUCAAUCUGAAGGUGGCCAGUGGUCUUACUCUGGAGGACUCCAAAGAGCUGAAGGUCCUCUCUCGUCAUGGUGCGGAUAUCCACUACCUGAACAUGACUAUCCUGACCAAUGGGAAGCUGCUGUCCUCCUUCUGGGUUGUGGACAGGAAGCAUGUCUACAUCGGCAGUGCCGGCAUGGACUGGAGAGCGCUGUCCACGUUGAAGGAGCUUGGCGUCAUCCUGUACGAGUGCAGUUGCCUGGCGCUGGACCUGCACCGCAUCUUCAGCCUCUACUGGCAGCUGCAGUACAAGGACUUCAUCCCCUCCAUCUGGUCCAAGAGGCUCUACGGCCUUUUCAACAAGAGGAAAACACUCUCUCUCAUCCUCAACAACGUGACCGCUGAGGUCUAUCCCUCUAAUUCUCCGGAAGCCUUCGGGCCUAAAGACCGGGCGCAAGACAUUGAGGCUAUCUUCGAUGUGAUUCAGGACGCCAGGUGGUUCAUCUAUAUCUCCAUUACCGACUACGUGCCUCUGGUCAGCAACGGCGUUAGCAGGUACUGGUCGGCCAUUGACGGGAAGCUGCGUGAGGCUCUGCUGCUGCGGGGCAUCAAAGUGAAGCUGCUAGUGAGCUGUUGGCAGCAGACGCACCCCCUGACUGCUAACUUCCUCUGGUCCCUACAGAGCCUCUGCAUGGACAUGGCCAACUGCUCCAUGGAAGCGAAGUUCUUCAGCUCGCGUGAGCAGCCAGAUGGCACGAUCGAAGGGAUCAACCACAACAGAUACAUGGUCACAGACAAUGCGCUAUACAUAGGGAACUUUGGCUGGGUGGGGAACGAGUUUACAUACAACGGCGGCGCCGGACUGGUCAUCUCCCAAGAGGAGGAAGCUGAGGACAGCAACGUCAACGUCAACGCCAACGCCAACGCCAACGCCAACGCCAGCGUCAACGUCACCGCGGUGCAGCAGAUGAGAGCCGUGUUUGACAGGGACUGGCACUCGCGCUACGCUAAGCCCCUGCAGCUCAACAAGAUGCCUGUCUGCGCACAGCAGCAGCAGCACGAGGCCCUGACACACUCACUCAAGUCCUGGGACGACUACAGUGUGGAGAAGACUGACGGCCCCAAUGCCUCUCUGUGAGUAAAGGCAGAGCGAUGGCACGGCAGGCCAAAUGGGGGACGUUUAAAAACCUGUACAUGUCACCGAGACUAUUUGCCAAAGGCUCUUAUCUGUGGCCAGGGCCUCUGGCAGCUUUUGCUGGGGCCGGGACAAAGUCAUCUGAAAGGGCCCCGUACCCAAUACAUACAAUGUAAUGGGGACCCAAUUCUGGGCCCCUUAUCUCCCUGGGUCCGGGACAAAAUACUCCUUUGUCCCCCUCUGUCGGCGGCCCUGUCUGUGGCAACCUCUGACACAAGCUGCUUUUGAGCACGGGAUGGGAUGGAACGAGGAAGGUGGCUUCCGUUUGCUGCAGUGUUUUAUUGCACAGAUUUUUUUGUGGGCUGUUAUUUUAGUUUUCUUUUUAAGAGCAGAGGAGAUUUAUGAACCAAAGCUUGCCUUUCUUUUCCUAGCUCCCCGGGGGUCAGAACGUUUUUAUUUUCUUGGUUUUCGGCACUAGAUUUGGGCUUGGGUCAUGACCAAACACCGGCAGGGUUUUCUCCAGAGCACCUACAGUAAAUAAUGGACAAAUGUAUCCCUUUACAGUUUUAAUUCCAGCAUACUCUGUGUCUUGCUAAUCUGUAGUAGACAAACACUGUAAAAUGCUUUUGUAAAAGCAUGUUUGGCAGCACACUUCUACGCACAUGUGCUUUUUGUUCACUGAUGUAGUAUACAGCAAAAUCCUUUACUUAACAGCCGUACAUACAGUGAUGCUUCCUUAAAUGCAUCAUAACCCAUAAGACUCUCUCUUUUUUAUGAAUUGUGUCUAACAUGAACCUACAUUUCACAAACAAGAAUUGUGUUUCCCUUUCAUGACACAGUUUACAGGGGUAAUCCAAAUCUGUUUUUUAUGUAACAGGACUAUUUUUUUUGUAUUUUGCACAAUCUGAAUUAUGGUCACGUUGUCUGUGGUUGUUUCUUACAAUUGUCAGUCACAU
Molecule: messenger RNA, 2462 nt
Organism: Engraulis encrasicolus (European anchovy)
Lineage: Eukaryota; Metazoa; Chordata; Actinopteri; Clupeiformes; Engraulidae
Product: inactive phospholipase D5-like
Exons: 10
Coding region: 28-1509 (493 amino acids)
Molecular function (GO): catalytic activity
Source: RefSeq, a predicted model, not a curated record